AUGACUAAAAUGGAAAGGAUAGAAGACGGCAUUUAUAGACAAAAUGACUAUACUAACGAGGUUUUUCAACUGGACGAUUUUUACUCUUCAAAACCAGAUUUUUACGGAAAUAUUCCACUUGAUUAUGCGACAAUGCCACAGCUCGAUAAACAGCAGGAGCAGUCUGAAAGUUCAACGUUUAGUAAGGAGGCGGAAUGGGGUGGUAGACUGGAGUUUCUGAUGGCCUGUAUAGCCACUUCUGUCGGAUUGGGAAAUGUAUGGAGGUUUCCAUUCACUGCGUAUGAGAACGGCGGUGGUGCCUUCCUAAUACCCUAUAUCACAGUCCUGAUCUUGGUCGGGAAACCGUUUUAUCUUCUGGAGGGACUCUUGGGACAGUUUACCAGUAGAUCUUGUGCAAAAACAUGGUACAUGACGCCGGCUAUGAAGGGAUUGGGGUACUCACAGGCUUUCGGUGCAUUCUGCGUUGUUUCGUAUUACAGCGCUUUGAUGGCAUUGACACUGUACUAUUUAGUAUCGAGCUUCCAGUCUGAGUUACCGUGGUCAUUCUGUCGUCCGGAAUGGAAAGAUUGCAUCGAUGACUCGAUGUUUAAAAAUGUCUCCGAGGAUCGUAUUGCUACCAUUCAAAGUUCCGCAGAACUGUAUUUCAGGAAAAUAGUGUUACAAGAAUAUGCGUCCAUCGAGGAUGGUAUCGGUGUACCAUCCUGGCAUUUGUCGAUAUGUCUGUUCCUCAGUUGGGUCUGCGUCUUUGGAGUGCUCUUCCGCGGCGUGAAGAGCACGGGCAAAGCCGCCUAUUUUCUUGCAUUAUUUCCUUAUAUUGUGAUGACAGCUUUACUGAUCAGAGCCGUUACUCUUGAAGGUGCCGUUGAUGGUAUCCUCUUCUUUGUAACUCCGAAAUGGGAUGCUCUGUGGAAGCCCACUGUCUGGUACGCCGCUAUCACACAAUGUUUCUUCUCCUUGUCAGUUUGCUUUGGUCCAAUCAUCAACUAUUCGUCUUAUAACAAUUUUGAACACAGAGUGGACAGGGACGUGAUGAUAGUGACCACACUGGACACAUUCACUAGUCUGAUAGCUGGUUGUACGAUCUUUGGUAUUCUCAGCAAUUUGGCCCAUGAGAUGAAUACAAAGGAUAUUGCCAAGGUGGUCCGCGGCGGCAUUGGUUUGGCUUUCAUUUCCUAUCCAGACGCUUUAUCACGCUUCACUUUUAUGCCACAGCUAUUCUCCAUUCUGUUCUUCAUCAUGAUGUUCGUUCUUGGCAUUGGAAGCUCUGCGGCGUUGUGUGGCGCGGUAUUCAGCAUUUUCCGCGAUCAUCUGCCUAAUAUGAGGCAGUGGUUGUUGGUACUCUGCGUCAUCUGUUUCGGUUUUGUCGUCAGCCUCAUCUAUAUCACUCCGGGUGGUCAAUGGUUCAUAAUGUUAAUCGAUUAUUACGGCGGUACUUUUGUGGCAAUAAUCGUUGGCAUUCUCGAGAUAGCGACCAUCUUCUGGAUGUAUGGUCUCUUGAAUUUCCUCAAUGACGUGGAAUUUAUGCUAGGCAACAGAUUAGGUGCUUACUGGCGAGCUUGUUGACUUGUAAUCACGCCUGUGCUCAUGAUCAUCAUACUGAUUUACACAUGCACCACUUAUGAGCCGCUCAUGUAUGACGGUAAACGGUUUCCCGAUUAUGCCUAUGGAAUAGGAUGGUUCGUGCUAGUUCUAGGUAUAUCUCCCAUCGUAUGGUGGAUCGGCCAGAAAAUAAUUACGAAUAGAAUGUCGUCUUUCACCGAA
This is a messenger RNA of Atta colombica, 1761 nucleotides long. RefSeq names its product sodium-dependent nutrient amino acid transporter 1-like. Gene Ontology annotation, cellular component: membrane. Lineage: Eukaryota; Metazoa; Arthropoda; Insecta; Hymenoptera; Formicidae. The transcript has 8 exons. Gene Ontology annotation, biological process: sodium ion transmembrane transport. Gene Ontology annotation, molecular function: L-amino acid transmembrane transporter activity. The record is from RefSeq and is a predicted model, not a curated record. The annotation marks the transcript as partial.